Molecule: messenger RNA, 360 nt
Organism: Drosophila yakuba
Lineage: Eukaryota; Metazoa; Arthropoda; Insecta; Diptera; Drosophilidae
Exons: 1
Coding region: 1-360 (119 amino acids)
Source: RefSeq, a predicted model, not a curated record
AUGAGGUGGUCUGGCAGUAGAGCUGGACAUAUAAACAUCAUACAAUACUUUGCCCUGACGGAAGACGCCAAAGAUGACACCAAGGACGACUUCUACACUGCCCUCCCAGCAACGCUCAACAAGACACGGCAAGGUGACAUUAACAUCCUUAUGGGUGACUUUAAUGCGAAAGUAGGUCCCAACAACACCGGACUAAGAUCUGUCAUGGGCCUACAUGGAACUGGGACUCGCAAUGACAACCGAGAGAGAUUAGUGGAACUCUUCCAGCUAUUCCAACUGGUUAUCGGCCGCACAAUAAUCCCACACAAAGAUGUCCACAAAUACUCCUGGACAUCUCCUAGUGGUAACACGGGCAACUAG